Messenger RNA from Lampris incognitus (smalleye Pacific opah), 1743 nucleotides. RefSeq names its product angiopoietin-related protein 4-like. Gene Ontology annotation, molecular function: enzyme inhibitor activity. Gene Ontology annotation, biological process: triglyceride homeostasis. Lineage: Eukaryota; Metazoa; Chordata; Actinopteri; Lampriformes; Lampridae. The coding region runs from base 70 to 1371 and encodes 433 amino acids. The record is from RefSeq and is a predicted model, not a curated record. The transcript is spliced from 7 exons.
AGGAGAAGAGGGACGGACGUUUUGCCGCUGCAAACCUGCGAUCCCCACCAAAAAAAAGAAAGAAAAAAGAUGCAGACCUCCCGGCUUCUCUUUCUCCUGCUGACCGUCCCAGUGCAGGCGGCCACCGGUUCCCCCACCAGAGAGAAGUACGCCUCCUCGGGAGACGUCAACGUGGUGGCACACGGCCUCCUGCAACUGGGCCAGGGCCUGAGGGAGCAUGUGGAGAAGACCAAGAGCCACAUGAGAGAUGUCAACGCCAAGCUGAGGGCCCUGAACGGCACCGUGGCCGAAUUAGAGAAGAGGCACAAAGGUGGAGAGGCAGAGGUGGAGAACAUCGAGAAGCUGGCAGAGGAGCAGCUGGAUGAAGUGAGGAGCAGGGUUGAGAAAAUGAGGGCGGAGAACGAGACCAUACACUCCAGGGUGGACCGAUUGGAGCAGAGGGUGGAUGCAGCGCUAGGAGCAGCAAGACCAGGUCGCCACGACCAGGUCCCCUUUAUCCAGAGGAUCUUGGAGGCACAGAGCAAACGUAUAGAUGACCUGAUGGAGAAGAUCCAGCAACAGCAGGAUAAACUGGACAAACAGAGUCUUUACCUACAAGCACUGAACAGCAAGGUCACAACGAAGAGGGUCAAGUCACACCAACGCAUAGAUGGAGAGACUGCUAUGAAGGCUGACCCGGCACAAAGCAACAUCCCAGAAGGUUUGCCCAGAGACUGCCAAGACCUGUUUGUACAAGGGCAGAGAGCCAGCGGUGUCUACACCAUCCAGCCUCAAGACUCUGCCCCCUUCAACGUCUUUUGUGAAAUGACUUCGGGGGUCGGAUGGACCGUCAUUCAGAAACGUCACGAUGGAUCCCAGAACUUUGAUCAGCUGUGGGAGGAUUACAAAAAGGGCUUUGGUCACUUGGAUGGUGAGUUCUGGCUAGGCUUGGAAAACAUCCAUUCUCUGUCCAGACAAGGGCUGAACAUGCUGGAGGUGGUGCUCUCUGAUUGGAUAGGACAAGAGCAGUCAGGCCGUUACCAGUUCAGGUUGGACGGAGAGGAGAGGAACUACGCCCUCCACGUAGAGCAUUCUUCUUCUGAUGCUCUGGAGGGCAUCAUGACACCAGCAACCUCUGGUAUCCCUUUCUCCACCUCAGACCGAGAUAAUGACCUCAGCGCUGAAGUCCAAUGUGCCAAACUUUUAUCAGGAGGUUGGUGGUUCAGCAGCUGUGGGGAGGCAAACCUAAACGGCAGGUAUGGCAGAAGACCCAACCUGCACAAAGGACAACAGUCCAGAAGACAGGGCAUGUUUUGGACGCCUGCAAAUGGACAAAGCAACUCUCUGAAGAUCACCAUUAUGAAGAUCGCUCCUGCUGUGAUUAAGCAAUAAGUGCAUCAAUCUGGCCCAGUCUUAAAAAGAGCUGUGGACCAAAGAAAUCGUUAAAGUCAGAGAGGGACCAUCAUGACCACAAUCACUUUAGUUUCCCAGGCACACUCAGACAAAACAAUAAUGCUGGACUAAUUUGAACUAAGAGUAUAUUGCUAAUUACAAUAUGCAAAAGAUGAGUGAUUUGUUUGGAAAAAAAACACCAGAUAGUUGGUUGUUUUAUAUGCUAUGCUAUAUGUUAACUCACUGUCUCAGUGGAUACACUCAGUCUUAUUGACUGCUACAGCAAUAUUCCCUUUAAAAGGGCUACACUUCUGAUUUUUUUAUUGCCUAUAUAUGUUGUGUAUAGUUUCAUAUUUCUGCCAUUUACAAGCU